AUGAAGUUCCACUAUCUUUCAUUUUUCCUUUUUGUGUUCAUCUUAGAAUUAAGCACCAAUGUCUAUGGUUUUUCAUCACCAAAAAAGUCUGUGAAACCUUUACUCCCUGCUGAAGCUUUGCUUUCUAUUAGUCACUAUCAUUCAACAUGUCCAGAUGCUGAAGGCAUUAUCUCACAAAAAGUUGCUGCUUGGGUUAACAAGGACCCUACUUUGGCCCCAUCCAUCAUUCGCUUGCAUUUCCAUGAUUGCGCCGUUAGAGGGUGUGAUGCAUCAAUUUUGCUUAACCACAAAGGGAGUGAGAGAACUGCAUUUGAGAGUAAAACCUUGAGAGGUUUCGGAAUGAUUGAUGAAAUCAAGACUGAACUAGAGAAAAGAUGUCCGAGAACAGUCUCAUGUGCUGACAUUCUCACUGCUGCUGCAAGAGAUGCAACAAUUUUAGCAGGAGGGCCAUUUUGGGAAGUUCCAUUUGGCCGAAAAGACGGCAAAAUCUCAUUAACAAAAGAAGCAAAUUUGGUUCCACAAGGACAUGAAAACAUCACAGGUUUACUUGCAUUUUUCCAAGAAAGAGGACUUGACAUGCUUGAUUUGGUUACUCUAUCAGGCUCACACACAAUUGGUAGAAGCACUUGUUAUUCUAUUAUGAAUAGGAUUUACAAUUUCAAUGGAACUGGUAAACCUGAUCCUUCACUUAGUGUCUAUUACUUGAAGUUGUUAAGGAAAAGAUGCAAAAAGGAUUUGGAUUUGGUGCAUCUUGAUGUUAUAACACCAAGGACUUUUGACACAACAUAUUACAAGAAUCUUGUGAGGAAAGUUGGUUUGUUAUCAACAGAUCAAUUGUUGUUUUCAGAUGCAAGGACAGGUCCUUUUGUGGAAGCAUUUGCAACACAACCUUUUCUUUUUGAUAGUCAAUUUUCUGUGUCAAUGGUGAAGCUUGGGAAUGUUCAAGUUUUGACUAGGCCUAAUGAAGGUGAAAUCAGAGUGAAUUGCAAUUAUGUUAAUCAUGUUUGA
This is a messenger RNA of Lathyrus sativus (Indian pea), 1008 nucleotides long. The record is from the annotation of a GenBank genome assembly. Lineage: Eukaryota; Viridiplantae; Streptophyta; Magnoliopsida; Fabales; Fabaceae.